Mollisia scopiformis is the source of this 3106-nucleotide messenger RNA. RefSeq lists its product as uncharacterized. NCBI's taxonomy places the organism in Eukaryota, Fungi, Ascomycota, Leotiomycetes, Helotiales, Mollisiaceae. Gene Ontology annotation, cellular component: DNA replication preinitiation complex. The coding region runs from base 222 to 2951 and encodes 909 amino acids. The record is from RefSeq and is a predicted model, not a curated record. The transcript is spliced from 5 exons. Gene Ontology annotation, biological process: DNA replication initiation.
CCCAUUUGAUAUGACGUUCUGGUCCUCGAGUAUCAUUGCCCAUCAUAGCCUCUUUCUGGCUAGCUUACACUAUCCCAGCCUUGUGGAAGCGCGUCUUGCCCGCGUUUUCCAACACCACACUUUACUCAACAUCGCCAGCAUCAUAAGCAGAUUUACAGCAAUUGAGGUUCUGUAUGUCGUACUAGAGGCUUCAUGACGCAAAUUAUUAAUAUUUUAUUGCUAUGUUCGGCCAAGACGAACAUGACGCGUCGGGAGUUGGAACGCGUUCCGGUAUCCUAACUCCUGCAUCAGAUAAUUCUCUCAAUUCGAGUGAUGGUUUUGGGUCCAGCUCAAAGAAACGAAAACGAGAUGGCAGUACGAUGGAUGACUUGUUGAAGGACAAAUUUGUAGUCAAGCCCUAUCCGACAACAAAUUCUACCAAACAGCACACUCUGCAACCUCUGAUAUUACUUCCGCGAUCCCGCUUACCAUUAUCCUCCCUCGAUAUAGUAGCUUCGGCCAAAGCCCUGUCGCACUCUAGACUCUAUGAGGCACAUGUCAAGAUCUUAGAAUUGGAGGAACGCAUGGGCACCCAACCUAUGGUCUUGAUCGCAAGACUAGACGAUGCUCGGACAUUGUAUGCCGUGGAAAGAGAGAGUCUGGGGCUAUAUGUGCUGUGCCAGCUUGGAUCAUGGGUCAACCUCCAAGAAUUGAGAGCUGCAGCAGUGGCUUCAAAGCAGGAACUUCCGAGGGUGUCUGAAGGACCCAGCACUAUCUUCCAAGAAGCUUCGCUCCCGACGGUCACACCUGAGAUCAACAAGUACAACAAAAAGAAACGGUUGGCGAUUGAGGCUAUCCAAUCUAUGGUGAAGCGUCCGAUAUCAAAUACAUCGGCUGAAUCACAAUCUAUCCCGUCUGAAUCUGCUCCCGCUUUUACGUCUUCGGCAGGAGAACGACCAGAUCCAGCGCCUAUACUGGAUGAUGUUGUCUCGCAUCCUGAUGCCGCUGAGAUAUUUGAAAACGUACGGACACAAUACUUUGAGGCCUUAUAUCUUUCAAUGGCUUCCUUGGCAUACUUUGCAAAAGGUCCUCUCUCACGAGCUCGAGCUGCAUUCCACAUGGACUUUGAUUCAACCCUUGAUUUGAAGGACCAUGUUAAUUUUCUCGAGAGUCUCAUCCUGUCAAACGCGCUGAUUGAUAGUAAAUACCGUGAUGGGGUUCCAACUUGCGUUUCUCUUCUCGAUAUUCAAGAUCAGAGUGAGGACAACGCAAAUCCCACGGCAAAGGUCAAGAGAAGGAAGAGCAACAAGAAGCAGAAGCCAGGCAAGAACGGCUUGUACCCAACAGAAGAUACACUUAUUCGGAAGUGGUGGAACAGUCACGACGAUGAAGCAGAAUCUGGAGCACCUGGAGAUUCCCGAGAUGAACGUACGAAACGUCGAAUAUCUCAACUACGUAUUCGGGAGACACAGCUGCAGAUUAUUAUUAUACUAGAAGUUCUGGCUCUUCAGCCUCUGGCAUCCAGUUCAGAAGACAUUGGGGAAGAUCUCCCCACGGCUCUUCCGACAAUUGAACCAAUGGAAAGCAAACAAAAGCAGGGCAAAUCGAAGAAGCCUCAGGACUUGACCAUGCUCAUUGAUCUACACAUAGACAGGCUCUGUAUUUGGCAGUCGGUAGCCCUGGAAGAAGCGACGAAAGGGCAUUCUAGCGAAUCACAGAACGUCAGUGAGAACAUAGAUACUCCUACAGCUCGAACCAGCCACACAGACAAUAUUUUGAGGGACUUCUGUGUUGAAGUGAUCGCGCCAUUCUUCUCGUCUCGUCUUCCCGACAAGUGUGCUGCCAUUAAUCGUAAACUUGGUGGUCCUGUAGUUGUGUCUCCUCCCAGACCAAAGCUAUCCAAAUCUGCAAGCUUUUCUGGGGCGCCUUCGAGGCCUGGCGCUGCUACUAAACGUCCUGUUCCUGCCAAACCUCGUCACAGUCUCAAACGCGUUUUGACUGAUGAUCGCGAACGUCGAAGCAUGUCUCGAGGCCCCAACAAAGCCAUUUCCCUCAUGAGAUCCGCUACCAUGCCGAUUGUCCCAGGCAUGAAGCGAGAAGCUAGUGAAGCUCCUUCAUUGUCUAGUAUUCCAUCUGCGGACUCUCAAACAGUCGAGGCGAAUAGAGGUGGACUGUUGAAUUCGAGACGAUUCUCUCGACGAGAGAUCGACUUGAGCGCUAUGGCUCCGAAACCAAAUGCUAAAGCGGAGAAGCAAGCUGUCAUCCAGGCAGAGUUGAAGGAAGCUAUAUCAGCGCUUAAGAAACCCAAUCGUGAGCUAGCCGGUAAAUCAAUUGUGGAAACGGCCGAGAAGCGAUCAGCCUCGAUUUCUCGAAAAUCCAAAAAGCCUGUACGGAAUCCAUUGUUUCAAUCAGUACAGAUUUCUGCUACACCUAAGGCCAAUAGGCAGAGGGAUAUGUUUGCCCGAUCCCAACAUUCUAGUGGCGAGAGAUCUAUGAGCGACUUUAUGGCAAUCCCUCCGUCGAGCCUGCCAAUGAUCCCACAGUCUGUUUCUCGGUCUUCGGGUGGCUUUCCAACAAGGAAUCCAUUCCUGUCAUCUGUUCAAGCAACACCAACACGAAAACCUGUGCCAUCUUUCUCGAAUCUGUCUGGGCAUGCGGGCGUCUUUUCUGGAGACUGUCCCCCGUCUUCACCAUUACACAUAAGGCGAUCGAGUGCUCAAUUAUUCCCUGCUAUACCGGAUUCAGCAAUGAAGAAGUUCUCUAAUACUUCUGGGAUUGCAGAUACGCCUGUAAAGGCAACGACUGGACAUGCCCAUCCCUCUACAUUAGAGAUAGGCAGCGACAAAGAAAAUCUCCGACAAGGAAGCGAGGUUGAAAAAGUUUUCAAUCAAAGUAAGAAUCAUGAUGUAACGAACAAUGAGUCGAUAUACAAGGCGCUUGGAUGGGAUGACGACCUUGAUGAAUUGGCAUGAAUUGCAUUGUAUGGGGUGUUUCGGGUUUAGCAUUGUACAGUUUUUGCUGGUUGCAUGGGCAUAGCGACGGUGCUUGGGGCAUUAUAUCAGCAUUGCAUUGCAUACGGAGGUACAUGUUAGAAGUCACGAGGAAUCAAACAGACUACAAGUACCGG